GAUGAUAGCGGAAUCUCGAUUGGUAAAUUCCGCAGUGCCACCUAUCAGGAGAGCGGGAUGUUCAGCUUCUUCCAAGUGUAUCGAGCUGGUCAUUUUGUGCCCACCGACCAACCCGAGGCUGCCCUGCUCAUGAUCAACGAUUUCAUCCACGGUAUUUUCGGACCAGAUUCUCCAAGAGCCACACCAGUCGGAGCUCUAGGCGGUUCGUGA
Molecule: messenger RNA, 210 nt
Organism: Perkinsus marinus ATCC 50983
Lineage: Eukaryota; Perkinsozoa; Perkinsida; Perkinsidae
Exons: 2
Biological process (GO): proteolysis
Molecular function (GO): serine-type carboxypeptidase activity
Source: RefSeq, a predicted model, not a curated record